Molecule: messenger RNA, 759 nt
Organism: Tetranychus urticae (two-spotted spider mite)
Lineage: Eukaryota; Metazoa; Arthropoda; Arachnida; Trombidiformes; Tetranychidae
Source: RefSeq, a predicted model, not a curated record
AUGGACCGAUUUGAUGCGGAUUAUGUUGAAACGGUGCACACAGAUAUCGGAGAUUUCAUUCAAAAUGGUUAUAAGUUUGCAAAACCUUUAGGGGAUAUUGAAUUUUGCAUCAAUGGAGGAUUUGCGCAACCUGAUUGUAGUCUCUGGAACUUGCCAAAAAAUAUUUGGCAAUAUGGAUGGGUUGGCGGUUUCACAAAUACAUAUGCAUGUAAAAACAUGUUUGCAUAUGUUCUUAUGCUUGAGGAUACCGAAGAUUUUAGUGAAAACUGUCAGCUUGUUGGCAAUCAAUGCACCAAUUACAUAGCUUAUCGAAAAGGAAAAUGCGCUGAUUGCGGAAAUGAUGGCAAAGCAUGUGCUGUUAUUUCGUUAUUUGGCGAAAAUGACCGGAACUCAGGCCAAGGAUACCUGAAACCUCAAUCAGGUUUACAACCAAAAAAAGUUUAUCUAAAUACCCUUUCAAAACCUCCGUAUUGUGCCCACAAAUAUGCAAUUGAAAUUGAAUUAGCCGAAGGUUCAGAGCAACCGGGAGGAAAAUUUGAAUCGACUCUCGAAGGUAAAUACUUCGAUUCAGCGAGAGUGUUUGUAAUCAAUAAAGACUUUUUAUUCGAAAAGGGUGAUAGAAAGUUUUCCUGCUUGGUGCAACACGAUAAAAAUUUAAUAAGAGUAUCAGUAAUAAGAGCAACUAUAAGAUUGUAUCAUGACAUUUGGGACUUGGCUGUUCGGUCUAUCAAAAAUCAUCAUAAAUCGUCUGAAUAUUAA